AUGCCGCCACGAACGAGUGCUCAGACUGCUAGCGCGGAAACGCACUGGAAGAACAUAUCGUCAAAUAAUGGAACUCCACAAGAUCAAGAUAAAUCACCUGCUUAUACUUUACCAGGAGUGAUUAACUACUUGACAUCCGAGUUUACGGACUUGGAAAGGUUCAAGAUUAUGACAAACUUGGAAAAAUCAGAGAUGAAGCACAAGAUUGCUUAUUUGCAAGGAGAGCUUACUUCUUUGAAAUUCAUCAACCAAAAACAACAAACAAGAAUAGAGCAUUUGGAAAGGGAAAAUAAGCUAUUGAGGGCGAAUAUUAAUGGGGAGCAUUUCAAUAAACCAGAAUAUGAUGAUGAUGAUGAUGACGGUGAGCUGAAACGUUUGUCGCAUUUGUUGCCAGAAGUCGACGUGCAGCAGAUUAAGCAGUCGAAACAAAGGUUGAAGGAUUCUACAAACGAGAUAAUAUCGUUGCUAAGAACUCCGACUUCUAAUCUCAGAUAUCUCAACCUACCAGAAGGAAACGGAAACGAAUUUGAGCCACUAAUGAACAACGAAGACUCAAAACCAAGUGGCCAAGGGCAUCCAAGUAAUGUGAUAUCUCGAUUUUUCAACGAUGAUAAUGAGAUUCUAGAAGAAACAAAACUGCAAGAUACUAAAGAGUUUAUACACAGUGAUGAUGUAGACAUCGACGAAGUAUUGGAGCGCGCAUUAUCCAAUGAAAGUGACGCAGUUACUGUUAUUGUUGAUGAAGAAGAGGAGCCAGAACAAACAUCAAAACAAAACCCAAAACUGGAACAAGAACAAGAACAGAACCCAGAAACAGAACAAGAACAAGAACAGAACCCAGCAACAGAACAAGAACAAGAACAGAACCCAGCAACAGAACAAGAACAAGAACAGAACCCAGCAACAGAACAAGAACAAGAACAGAACCCAGCAACAGAACAAGAACAAGAACAGAACCCAGCAACAGAACAAGAACAAGAACAGAACCCAGCAACAGAACCACAACUAAAAUCAGAACAAAAAUCAGAACAAAAAUCAGAACUAAAAUCAGAACAAAAAUUAGAACUAAAAUCAGAACAAAAAUUAGAACUAAAAUCAGAACCAGAAAUCAAAGUACAGGAAACAACCUUGACAAAUUCAGGGCCAAGCUUAUCAGAUCAAAGAAAAGAAUUAGCACAUUAUGAUGAUGAGGAGGAAAAGGAAAAGGAAAAGGAAUUGAAGGAGGAGGAGGAGGAGGAGGAGGAGGAGGAGGAGGAGGAGGAAUUUGAUAGCUCAAGUGUUUUUGACCAUGAUAACUCAACAAUCCACCUAAGCCUGUCUUCAAACCGCGAAACUGUUAAAUUAUCGGUGUUUGCCAAAGCCAAAAAUGAAACCACCUUGAUUAAAUAUGUCUCUCUAUUCAACCGCAAGCUGAUAAUCGACGUGUUUAGUUUAUCAAGUGACAGCUUUGUAUUUGUUGAGAAAGGUGGCGAAAUCAAGCUUUUGACUUUUGAAGGAGACAAAGAUAAAGAGCAAGUCUUGUUUAACGUUAAAAACCACUUUCCAGAAAUCAGCAAAAGUGCUGUUAUCAAAUUUGAACCUGAAUCCAAGGAUACGUUAGAAGACCUGGUUUAUGGCUUGGCACUUGUUGGACGUGCCAACGGGUCCAAGUCUUUGUUGACUAAAAUCUAUCAAAUAUCGCAUAAUAAAAAGACAAAUCUCACUUUGUACAAGGAAGUUGCCAGUUACAACAAGAAAUUCAUAACCAAGAACUACAAGAACAUCAAUGAAAUAUCAUUUAUUGGCUGGCAUGUGAAUAAAAGUCAACAUCUAUCACACACAAACAAAAAUUCAAAAGCAGCCUCAAAGAGUCUGGAGAAUGGCAUAAACUUAUCAGCAUACGAAGUGUUGUAUAAAGUGGACGAUAUGAAAGUGCUGAUAAACCUCGCGCUGAGACAAGUUAUGCCAUACAAUGAGAACUCUUGA
Messenger RNA from Lodderomyces oxycetoniae, 1965 nucleotides. RefSeq lists its product as uncharacterized. NCBI's taxonomy places the organism in Eukaryota, Fungi, Ascomycota, Pichiomycetes, Serinales, Debaryomycetaceae. The transcript has a single exon. The coding region runs from base 1 to 1965 and encodes 654 amino acids. The record is from RefSeq and is a predicted model, not a curated record.